GUAGCGUUGACGUCAUCGUUUAAAGGUACCCGGAUCAACACCCAACAAUCCUGGACUUCUGUUGCUGUGCAAUGCUGAAAGAUGGUUAAACUGAUUUACCGGUGAUGUCCCUGAGCCCAUGUGACCACCUGUUGUUACGGCCCUAGCAGCAGCCAGCAAGGGGCGUAACUCGGCUCUUUCCAAACGCAGCCACAGUUGGUCCUCCUGCAGGACACGCCCCCUGCCACCCUGUCCCUCUCUCCACCUUGCCCCCAGCAGCCCAGACUCUGGAUGCGGGCAUCAUGUCUUGCCGAGACCGCACCAGUGAGUUUAUGUCUGUCUGCGAAUCCCUGGAGGGGAGACGGAACGGGAUCCAGACAUGUAAACCAGUCCCUAAUGCCAUCAGACAGCGCAGUGACUUUACUGUCAUGGCAAAGAGAAUAGGAAAGGACUUGAACAAUACUUUUGCCAAACUGGAAAAGCUGACAAUCUUUGCCAAGAGAAAAUCGUUGUUUGAUGACAAAGCUGUGGAGAUUGAAGAGCUGACAUACAUCAUUAAACAGGACAUCACCAGCCUGAAUAAGCAGAUAGCGCAGUUACAGGAGCUGGUGCGCUCCCGUAGCAGUCAGAAUGGAAGACAUGUCCAAACACACUCCAACAGCAUCAUGGUCUCGCUGCAGUCCAAACUGGCGUCUAUGUCAAAUGACUUCAAAUCAGUGCUGGAGGUGAGAACAGAGAAUCUUAAGCAGCAGCACAGUAGAAGAGAGCAGUUUUCCCAGUCCCUGCUCCCAGCCUUCCCUCUAGAAACCAGCAACCCCAACAGUUCGCUGUUGAUGCUGGAAGAUGCAAGGAGAUCUAUGGACGUGUCUAUAGACAUGGACUCUCGGUCCAGUCAGCAGCUGCUGCUCAUAAACGAACAGGACUCGUACAUCCAGAGCCGGGCAGACACCAUGCAGAACAUUGAGUCGACCAUUGUUGAGCUGGGCUUCAUAUUUCAGCAGCUGGCACACAUGGUGAAAGAGCAGGAGGAGACGGUACAGAGGAUUGAUGCCAAUGUGGAGGACACCCAGCUCAACGUGGUCGCCGCCCAUGCCGAGAUACUCAAAUACUUCCAGUCCGUUUCCUCAAAUCGCUGGCUACUUAUCAAAAUCUUCCUCAUCCUCAUUGUCUUCUUCAUUGUCUUUGUUGUCUUCUUGGCUUAAGAGCAGAUAAGGAGGCAGUGACAGAUUAUUUGGGAGACUUAGAGAAGAGAUUUGCCCUUAAUGUGGGAAGCACCUUGAAGCAAGAGAAAUAUGUGGUGGGGUGUUAAUUCUUGAAGGGCAGAAAGAGUAAUGCGCAUGUGAAAAUCUAGAGGCCUUAGUGUGUGUUAAUCCUUUCUCUCCUUCUAUAUCACUCUCUUUCAUGAGAGAUCUUAAAUGUACUGAUUUAUGGAAUGCUUUAUUUCUCAGACGUGGGUUGUAUAAACUGUAUCACUUCAACACCUUUCGGGUACUUUAAAGCAUUUAAGAUUUGAUGUUGCAGCUGCAGGAAGGCAACUAAACAAUGAAAGACUGCCCUCCAGCAGGCAUUUUGUGAAACUUGAGAAUUUCACAGAUACGGAUAAAUCAAAAAACACAGAUACUGUUAAAUCCUGACCUAAGACAAAGUCAUACAUUUAAAUGUAUGACUUGCUCAUUGUUGCCUUUUAGGGUGGAAGUUCACUUUUUGGUUUAGUUUGAUCUUUCUUCCUGCAAAUAACCCGAAAAUUUAUUUUAAAGGUUUUUGUGGACAGUCAAGACCAAAGUCACUCCUUUAUCCACCUGCUGUGUUCCCCCUCUUUCACUUACAUUUCCUACCUCUCCAAAUGUUAAGAACUAAUGUGAAUUUAAGGAUGGUCUAACCUUAUUUAAUUUUAUUUUAACUUAUUUAAAAGAAAAAAUAUCUUUUUGCUUAUUUAACUUUAACUUUUGCUAAAUUUUACUUUAACUUUGUAUUUACCUUGAUGACAAUUUAUUUUUUUUGAAAUUCCAUUUAAAUUAUUUUCAGCUAAGGGUUUCUAUGGUUUUAAUUGUAAAUAAUAUGUUGAAAAUAUACGCAUCUUAUUAAAAAAAA
Anguilla anguilla (European eel) is the source of this 2070-nucleotide messenger RNA. Its product is annotated as syntaxin-5-like. Gene Ontology annotation, cellular component: endomembrane system; SNARE complex; Golgi membrane. NCBI's taxonomy places the organism in Eukaryota, Metazoa, Chordata, Actinopteri, Anguilliformes, Anguillidae. The transcript is spliced from 11 exons. Gene Ontology annotation, biological process: vesicle fusion; intracellular protein transport; endoplasmic reticulum to Golgi vesicle-mediated transport. Gene Ontology annotation, molecular function: SNARE binding; SNAP receptor activity. The coding region runs from base 282 to 1181 and encodes 299 amino acids. The record is from RefSeq and is a predicted model, not a curated record.